CAUUUCAAUAAUAUCGUAAUACCACGGAGGGGGCAAAAAUAAUGAAAUGCAAAGAAGAUGCAUUAAAGUGCAAGGGUGUUUUAAUUGACCGAUCAAUAUAAAUAAUUGACGGUUUGCUGUUGUGGAAUCAGAGUAGCCUUAGAAGCCAAAGAUGAAAUUUAUCGUAUUAUCCGCCCUCCUUGGAGUAGCCUUGGCUGAUGUGGGGUACCUUCCCCCAAGAUUACCAGGAACCGGAGGUGGAUAUUCUGCUUUUCCUGCUGGAGGUAGCGGAUUUGGAGUAGGCUAUGGUGGAGGAGCAAAUAUACCAAUUCUAAGAUACGUAAAUAAUAACAAUGGAGAUGGAACUUAUAACUGGCUCUAUGAAACUGGUAAUGGAAUAAAUGCUGACGAAAGUGGUGAUGCUCGUGGUGAUGGAACAAAAGCUCGAGGACAGUUUUCCUAUACUGCUCCAGAUGGCCAAAGGAUCAGUCUUCAGUAUACUGCUGAUGAAAAUGGUUUUAGGCCUGUGGGAAGUCAUUUGCCUACACCACCACCAAUUCCAGAAGCUAUUCUCAGGUCGAUCGAAUACAAUAGAGCCCACCCUAAUGAAGAUGGCCAAUACAGACCUGGUCAAGAUGAUGGUGGCUUCGGAGGCUACAGAUAUUAAAGAUCUAUACAAGCUAGAUUGGACAUAUUAGUACAAGAAAAGACAUCUAGUGAAAUACAUAUUUGGUUAAAUUUAUUGUAUUUGUUAAUAAUUUUAUGUUUAUUUUAUAAUUAUUGCAAUGUGUACCUGUAAGGUAUCGAGAUUUUUUUUCAUAAUAAAUAUUUUAUUGUGA
Molecule: messenger RNA, 818 nt
Organism: Anthonomus grandis grandis
Lineage: Eukaryota; Metazoa; Arthropoda; Insecta; Coleoptera; Curculionidae
Product: pupal cuticle protein 20-like
Exons: 4
Coding region: 152-646 (164 amino acids)
Cellular component (GO): chitin-based extracellular matrix
Molecular function (GO): structural constituent of chitin-based larval cuticle
Source: RefSeq, a predicted model, not a curated record